Messenger RNA from Dicentrarchus labrax (European seabass), 3413 nucleotides. It is a transcript of the gene sh3bp5la, whose product is annotated as SH3-binding domain protein 5-like, a. Gene Ontology annotation, biological process: intracellular signal transduction; negative regulation of protein tyrosine kinase activity. The record is from RefSeq and is a predicted model, not a curated record. Gene Ontology annotation, molecular function: protein kinase inhibitor activity. The transcript is spliced from 6 exons. Gene Ontology annotation, cellular component: cytoplasm. Bases 492 to 1802 code for a protein of 436 amino acids. NCBI's taxonomy places the organism in Eukaryota, Metazoa, Chordata, Actinopteri, Moronidae.
CGGUAGCCGCCCUGGCCCAAACGCCAGCUUACAAACCAUCCUCGUCUGUUUACCUCAUUUGUAACGAUGAUGUGAGACCGAAACCGCUAGCUAGCUAGCCUAGCUAAAGUAACGAGGAACCGGUAAGACAUGGAGGGGGAAACGCCUGUGAUGGGGGGAGAACACAGACAAUGGCGUCCUUUUACGCUUCGCCUCUUGUUUAGAUGUUUGUUCUCACCUGUUUGCCGGAAAAGCAGCCGUUAGCCUGUUAGCCUGAUAGCGUGCUAGGCGGGCUUCAGUGGGUUCGUGUUUCGGUGUGACUUGAUGUGGCACAACCCAACAACAGUCGCUAACCACUGGGGUUAAUUUAUAAGUUAACACCUGCUGUGUCAUACUCGUUUGUUUGUUUGUUUGUUUGUUUGUUUGUUUGUUAAUAAUAGCACCGGGCUUCUGGGUUAAGUAGCCACCGCGUCUGAGCUAACGCUGCAGCUAGCGGAACCGCCUGGCCUGGAAUGGAGCCAGGCGGCUUGAGAGAGAGCCCCGCCGGGUCCGGGGAGUCAGAUGGGGGGGAUUGGAGGGAGGUUAUUCCCGGUGGGGAUGAUGAGGAGGUCAAAGCCGCAGAAACUAAUGGAAACUCCCUAGAGUCGGCGCUCAGGGACGCCUGCGAGGAGAGCGACAGUGACAAACAAAAAUGCGUGGGAGAGCAAUUGCACAGCCCCUACGAGGAGGAACUGGACCCCAGAAUCCAGGAAGAGUUGGAGCAUCUCAAUGAAGCCAGUGCAGAAAUCAACAGACUAGAACUGCAGUUGGAUGACGCCAGAUCAGGGUACCGGAAGAUCCUCACAGAGUCUGCCAGGAAGCUGAAUGCUCAGAGCUCUCAGCUCGGUGGCUGUAUAGAGAAAGCGAGACCCUACUAUGAAGCUCGUCGCCUUGCGAAAGAGGCCCAGCAGGAGACCCAGAAGGCAGCUUUGAGCUAUGAAAGAGCAGUUUCUAUGCACACAGCUGCCAGGGAGAUGGUCUAUGUGGCAGAGCAGGGCCUGAUGGCUGAUGGGAAGAACACCCUGGAUCCAACUUGGCAGGAGAUGCUCAACCAUGCUACCUCCAAGGUGAAUGAAGCCGAGGAGGAGCGACUCCGCAGUGAGAGGGAGCACAUGCGUGUCACACACGCCUGUCAGGAGGCUGAGGCUCGUGUUCAGAUGCUGCAAAAGUCCCUCAAAAGAGUUAUUGUGAAAUCCAAACCUUACUUUGAGCUCAAGGCCCAGUUCAACCACAUACUGGAGGAGAACAAGGCCAAAGUGCUGCAGCUGGAACAGCAAGUAGCUAAAGUCAAGACUCGCUAUUCCAUCGCCCUGCGGAACUUGGAGCAAAUCAGCGAGCAGAUCCACGCUCAGAGGGGGAGGGACCAGGCCGAGGGCGGAUGCCCCACUGUCUGCGGUGGGCGGAGUCCCCCCGUUGGAGCGGAGUCUGACAUCAGAGUUAAGAAAGAAGGCGGAGCCUGCAGCGGUGGCACGAUGGGGACAGAUCGGGUGGAUGCAGCCAUAGACCUGGAGAAAUACAAGGAGAAGGAGAAUGAAAAGGAGAGGGAGCGGGCGGGGUCAGAUUCCCUUUCUGUGUUCAGCCUGCAGACCAUCGCUUCCGACUUGGAGAAAUAUGACUCCAUUGAGCACCUCGGGGACCUCAGCGAUGUUGGGAGCGUGACUGGGGAUGAGGUGGAGAAAGAGAGAGGCGGAGUGAUCGAUAGAAGAGACAAGCUGACGGAAACAUCUGCCAAAGAGCGUCAGCAGCAGUUCUACAAGCAGCACCACCGAAGCUUCAGUUUGUGAGGCUGUCAUAGGUGUGAACGCUGCAAGUAAAAUGUGAGUUAUAAAAAAAAAAAAGUACAAAUUAGGGUAAACAUCCCUAAAACAUAGGUACCAACCAAAGCAUAUGACAGUGAAUUAGCUGCAAAUGUGAGACUGCAGCGGUGCAGUUGUAGGUGUAUGAUACUCGGGUGUAAAUAAGCACAUGACUGACAUUAUUCUAAAGCUGACACUGAUCAAUAGUUAACAUUGCAGCCUAGAUAGAACACUAUUGAAAUCUAAAGAGCUUUUCAACCCUCCAGAACAAGUAGACUGUAUGUUCACUCACUGUGGGGGCUUCUGGGUAGAAUUUUUUCCUUGAGCAUGAAGAUACAGCGAAGAAAGAUCAAAAGCCCCGUUCAAACAGACAUAUUUAGAAAGGCAUCAUUUCUAACUUUCCCAGGCUAAUCGUUGAUCUAAUUCGGAGAGACUGGUGGAAACAAAUCUCUCCAUUGUUUCCCCCUCCAGUCGUGGCGAGUCUUAUCAGCGAUUGCUUCAAGGUAAGAGGGUGGCAGGGUCUCUCCAUUACACACUGAGAUCCACAAUCAUAUCUGCCCUCAUCGAGUUAGUUUGUAGGGGAAAAAUGACAAAAACGGUUCUCUGUCAGCACAGAGUGAAAGCAUGUUUGAAUUCACAUUUCAUAUUUAUUUCCAGUAACAUGCUGCAAGUAGUGCUUUGCUAUUUUUGGCACGAGAGAAUGCGUUUUUUGAAAAUUCCUGAAAUGAUGAACAGAAUGAAUGAGUUUAACUCUUUCCACUCCGACAGCAUGCACUCCUCGUUGGCUAUUUAAACUGACAUUUAUGACAUGUAUUCAGGGCUAUAUGCUGAAACAAACACUGACACCAUUAAAGCUAAGAUGAUGAAGCUCAGCCAUGUUUUCUUUUCUUUUUUUUUUGUUAUGCUGUAGUCUUAUGAUUCAAAGGCCUUUCCCAAACUUUUGUUUUAAUAUUGUUUACAUUUUUAUAAGUGGAUUUAUUUGGCAGCAAAUGCAUUUCCUUUUUUUGUUUGCCUUUUUGAAAAAAAAAAAAAAGCCCUUGUUGUAAUUUGAAGUGUGCCUUGACACAGAACAAUUAACACAUUUAGCAUGAGUAGUACUUGUCGUAAACUCAUCUGUAGUUCUGUUAAGAACCAUUAAAAGUGUGUGCCCUUGUAUGAGUUUUAAAAACAUUUUAAUCAUCAUGCAGGCACAGUUUCCGAUGAGACUUGAAGAGUUUCGAUUUUUAUUUUGGUUUUCUGUAUUUUCUUUUAUGAUGUUGUACUUUGAUUGUCAAAGUGUAUGAUGCAAAACAAUGAAGUCAAGAAAUGACUUGUAAAUGUAUGUAAUUAUUACAAAGCUGGGAAAUAUUGACAUGUACAGUUACAUGUGUUGCUGAUUUGAAUAUUUGACAAGUUUGUUGUACAGAUGUUCUGGAUACUUACAGGUAUGUAUUUAAAUCCUUAUCGUUGCCGUUUAUCUGAAACACCUAACCUUCACCCCCGUCUUAUCAAAUAGUCUUCACCCUUUUAACGGCAUUUGUGAAUUAGUCAAAAUGUCAACUCACUGUUUCCAAUUUAUGCAUUGUCAUAUGUAUAAUCAAUAAACCAGAUCAUACCUCU